Molecule: messenger RNA, 3892 nt
Organism: Nerophis lumbriciformis (worm pipefish)
Lineage: Eukaryota; Metazoa; Chordata; Actinopteri; Syngnathiformes; Syngnathidae
Product: voltage-gated delayed rectifier potassium channel KCNH8-like
Biological process (GO): potassium ion transmembrane transport; regulation of membrane potential
Cellular component (GO): plasma membrane
Molecular function (GO): voltage-gated potassium channel activity
Source: RefSeq, a predicted model, not a curated record
GACUGGGGUCCAGCCGCAGGAUGCUGCCUUCAAUGGCUGUCGGAAAAGUUUGGACGCAGUUAAAAACGUCAAGUUCGAGAGUCGAACGACUUGACAAAACGGAUUAAUCAAACCUACACAUCCACGGGCAUCUCUUCGCUUCUUUUCGGCCGGGAUCACCUUGCCCACAUUCGGACCGUGGAGUCCCGGGUGUCGCGACUCGGCGCCCUCCUCCAGGGGCUGGGAGGAGCGCCGGGUGCCACGUCCAGGUUCCUCCCGGGCUUCGUGACCACCGCCGCGGACAGCAAUGGCUCGGAGCGCCGGGAGAGACGCGGUUCCACCCGGUCUCGGAUGCCCGUCAUGCGGGGUCUGAUCGCGCCUCAGAACACCUUCCUGGACACCAUCGCGACUCGAUUCGAUGGGACACACAGCAACUUUGUAUUGGGGAACGCCCAGGUCCAAACACUCUACCCAAUUGUCUACUGCUCCGACGGCUUCUGUGAAUUGACCGGCUUUGCCCGAGGUGAGCUGAUGCAGAAGAGCUGCACGUGUCACUUCCUGUACGGUGGCGAGACCAGCGACCGCCUCACCUUGCAGAUGCAGAGGGCUCUGGAUGAGCGACAGGAGUUCAAGACGGAAAUCAUUCUGUACAAAAAGAGCGGUUCAAAGUUUUGGUGUCUGCUGGACAUUGUGCCCAUAAAAAAUGAGAAGAGCGAGGUGGUUCUGUUCCUGGUCUCGCAUAAGGACAUCACAGAAAACAAGGACGUGGACCAUGGCAAUGAAACUGACACCGAAGAGGACACGGGUUUGGAGGUGCACAAGAUCAGCCGCCCGACAGGCUUCAACAUGGAGCACCGUCGCAGUCGAGCCGUCCUAUACCAGCUAUCUGGGCACCUCCAGAAACAGGACAAGAGCAAGAGCAAGCUGAAGAUCAACAAUAGCGUUCUGGGAGCCAACGCUAAUCCAGUACCAGAGUACAAGGUGGCAGACAUCCAGAAGUCCCGCUUCAUCCUCCUGCACUAUGGUGCAUUUAAAGCCGGCUGGGACUGGCUGAUCUUGUUGGCGACCUUCUACGUGGCCGUGACGGUUCCCUACAAUGUCUGCUUCACAGACGGCGGGUCGGCGGCACGAAACCCGCCCAGUGUUAGUGACAUUUUGGUGGAGAUUCUCUUUAUGAUUGAUAUCGUCCUGAAUUUCAGAACCACCUACGUGAGCACGUCUGGUCAGGUCGUGUACGACGCCCGCUCAAUCUGCGUUCAUUACGUCACAUCCUGGCUGUUCGUGGAUCUGAUUGCCGCCUUGCCCUUUGACCUGCUCUAUGCUUUCAAUAUCAGUGUGGUGAGUGCAGCACACACCAAGAGAAGGACGCAUACAACAACACACUUUUCAACAGCUGCUUCUGCGUCCUUCACCCAGAACUUCGGGGUGCACCUGCUGAAGACAGUGCGUCUCCUGCGCCUGUUGCGACUCCUGCAGAAGCUUGACCGCUACUCCCAGUACAGCGCCGUGGUGCUUACCUUGCUCAUGUCCACCUUUGCCCUGCUGGCCCACUGGAUGGCGUGCGUCUGGUACUUCAUUGGACGCAGCGAGAUUGAAAGCAACAGCCCGACCUCUUGGGACAUAGGCUGGCUUCACGAGCUCGCCAAACGUUUGGGUACCCCUUACUUCCUGGCACCACUGACAUCCCUUCUGGGCGUCUCCGAUCCGCCUCAAGGGGCCGUGACACCAGAACUGAUCAAUUCCAGCCAGUGGAACAGCUCAGGCCUGGAGCUGUUAAACGGGGCGGCUCUGUUGGGAGCGGCCGCAUGGAACGGAAGCCGAUCACGUGCGAGGUCGCCCGGUGGAACGGGCAUGACCUUGAACGGCGGUCCGUCCGUGCGGAGUUCCUACGUCACGUCGCUGUACUUCGCUCUGAGCAGCCUGACCAGCGUGGGCUUCGGCAAUGUCUCGGCCAACACCGACUCGGAGAAGAUCUUCUCCAUCUGCACCAUGCUGAUCGGAGCGUUAAUGCACGCCGUGGUGUUCGGUAACGUGACCGCCAUCAUCCAGAGGAUGUACUCACGACGCUCCCUGUACCACACCCGCACCAAGGACCUGAAAGACUUCAUCAGAGUGCACCGGCUGCCCAAAGCCCUUGAGCAACGUAUGAUGGAGUGCUUCCAGACAACCUGGUCCGUCAACAACGGCAUCGAUGUCAGCGAGCUGCUGAAGGACUUCCCAGAUGAGCUGAGGGCCGACAUCGCCAUGCACCUGAACAAGGAGCUGCUGCAGCUGCCGCUCUUUGAGUCGGCCAGCAGAGGAUGCCUGCGCUCCCUCUCGCUAAUCAUCAAGACGUCCUUCUGUGCGCCCGGGGAGUUCCUUAUCCGCCAGGGCGACGCCCUGCAGGCCAUCUACUUUGUGUGCUCAGGCUCCAUGGAGGUUCUGAAGGACAACACCGUGCUCGCCAUUCUAGGACGAGGCGACCUGAUUGGCUCUGACUGUCUGACGCAGGAGGAAGUGAUUAAGACCAACGCCUGCGUGAAGGCCCUGACCUACUGUGACCUGCAGUACAUCAGCCUCAAAGGCCUCCGUGAGGUUCUGUGCCUGUACCCUGACUACGCGCAGAAGUUCCUCUCCGAGAUCCAACACGAUCUAACGUAUAACCUCCGGGAAGGACACAGCAUGGAGGCCGACUGUGAGAGCAAUGGAGGACUCGUGAAGAAGCUUCCUUCCAUCAAGGAGGACGAGGAGGGGUCCAAUUCAGAGGGGGAACGCUCACCUAUUCCAAAAAUUCCCCCCUUGGGCAGAUUGGGACGAGGGCUGCGCUCGCCCCUGCGCUCGCCUCUACGCUCCCCUCUGCUCCCGCCGAGACCCUUCAGACUAGGGAGCGACCACACUCGGCCCACCAGCCUGCAGAUCCCCAUGGUGGGCUUAAGCUGCCUGCAGCCAGAGCUCAGUCCUCGGUUUGUGGAUGGCGUCGACUCUGAAAACCAAAGUGGUUUUGCCACUAAGUUUGAUUUCACUCCCAGCUCCCCGCAGAGUUUCCUAGGCAGCCCUGAUUCAGCUCCGGCAGAGGAGCACGACGACUGCGACACCAUGCAGGCCAUCACUAAACUCAAACACGAGAUGAAGGUUCUCUCUCGCCAGGUAACCACCAUGAGCCAUGAGCUGCAGGAAAUCACGCGACUUCUCAAACCACUUUUUCACAACAACCCCUCGACCCUGCUGAUGCCCAACACCGUGACUCCGCCUCCUAGCAUCUCGUCACACGGUUGCUCCCCGGCGCCAGCGCUUUUUACCCAGCAUGCAGAGGACCGACAGCGCCUCCUGGUACCCGGGCCAUCAUCUCCUCCGCUGAGCGCAGCAGAGUGCGACGUCUUUCGCUGGUCCGAUUCCCAAACCCUCACCUCCAGUGACCUUCCAGUUGGGUCUCAUUGCUCAGCUCCGCCAUCACUUAACAGUUCUCCCCAUGUGCACACGCUGAUACCGCUUCCCACCUCGUCCUCCAUCCCAUCCCUCUCUUCUUCAUCCACCUGCACGACUCUUCUGCUGGACUUAACAGGACCAAAUGUUGAGCCACAUUCUCCAUAUCCGCACCGCCCUUGCUGCCAUUCUAAUGUUCUCCAGCCCUUCAUGACCACGCCUCAAGGGGAGGUAAUGUGGGAAGACCACGCCACCCAGCUCAGCUUCGUGGACGAGGUGCAGCCAUGAGCGCCGGACUAAAAGAGCGGGAAAUUGCACGCCACACCACUUACUCUCCUGCAUGACAAACGUGACAGUAAAAAACAUCUACUGUUGGAGGGACAGAGCUUGCAAUAAAAGUUUUACUGCUUUAAGUUUGGAUGUUGUGAAUUGAUGCUUGAUCAUGAAGGAACUGCCAGGAAUGCGCUUCCUCUGUCUACCACUAGAUGUCAGCGUUGAACAAAUAUUGUAU